Messenger RNA from Diaporthe batatas, 4310 nucleotides. RefSeq lists its product as uncharacterized. Gene Ontology annotation, molecular function: GTP binding; GTPase activity; microtubule binding. The record is from RefSeq and is a predicted model, not a curated record. Bases 1052 to 3991 code for a protein of 979 amino acids. The transcript has 4 exons. Gene Ontology annotation, cellular component: membrane; cytoplasm; microtubule. Lineage: Eukaryota; Fungi; Ascomycota; Sordariomycetes; Diaporthales; Diaporthaceae.
UUUUUUACUUUCCUGACUAUGCCCAUUCAACUGACCGGUCUUUGGUGGUCCUGCACACCCCUCGAGCAUGUGUUGGUUGGCAUGGCAAGCCUGCUGCCUCUUCUCUUGUCUCGUCUUCUUUCCUCUCCUCUCCUCUGUGCAUGUGCCUUAUUGUUUUACACCUUCUUUCUCAGAUCUGCGAUCUCUCUCCUAGGCAUCAAUGGCAUGCAUUUCCUUGUCAUCUUGACAAUUUUUCAUCAGGCAUCUCAUCUGGCUUCCUCUCCCUCUCCCUGAACUUCACAAUGAGCCCUGGGCUGGCCCAGUUUGUACCAACACACCACAGCUUCACAGCCCCUGGCCUUUUUUGCAUGGGAGGGCGUGAGUUCCAAGCACCUACCGAAGUGCCCGGCCAGGGAGUGAAAUUUACUCUCGAGUUUCCGGUACUUGGGCAGUCAUCUUACCAAGAGGCUGCUGGCAUGGCCCGGAAGUCCCACCCCUAGUUCCCCCCAGCCACUCAAAUUCAAUCCCCUUGCAGCGUUUGUCACAGCUCAACGACAGGCCUGCUGCACCCACUUCCCUCCUGCCCCAGCUAGGGUCUGCUAGCUGCCCCACCUCUUUUCCACCACCUCCCUAACACAACUUGACUGUUGUUGUGUCGGCCUGGAGAGCAUCACCACUGCCAACGACCCAAUCCUUGCGGGUUUGCCAUCGAGUCCUCGAGCUUGUCCUGGUCGCCUCCGUGCAUCCAUCCUCCUCUGCCCUUUCGUUCACUUAUUCCUGCAGUCGGUCUGUCUUGACCUCCCAACUUCCCAUCCACUCACUCAUGUUUUCAUUAGCCUUGUUGUGUUCUUGGUGAAUUGUUGCCGAUACCCACUUGUUCAGAAAUCAAGUCUGCUGCUGCUCCUCCUUGCCUUCUUCAUGCUCUCCAUCCACGCUGCACAGUAACUGCAACUCCCAGCAUCUAUCUCAGCCUGUGCCAAGCCCUCAUCCUCAAGCAGCUGCCUUCUGUCACUCCCACAUUGUGUGCAUACAUCUCCUGAAUUCCCUUGCACCAUCAGCCGACACCUGCACAAUGCCCAGCAGCAGGACGAGGCACAUCAAGGCAGAGCCUGGCCUGCAUCAACCACCAAACCGUACGGCCGCCACACCUCCUCGACCCUCAAACGCAAGGACUCCUGCCGCCGUUACACCCAGGUCCGUCAUACCAAACAGGCCUGCUCCUUCGGCCACAUCUAGUUCCGUCGUCUCUCCCGAUGCGAGGCGUGCCCAGCGAAGUGGUGCCCCUACCGUGGCCACCGCAUAUGGCGCUCAGCAGCACUCGGAGAUGGGAGAGGACGUCGUCUUCAUGCAGGUGCGGCCCAGGACCUUCAAGGAGGAUCCCGAGGCCGGUGCUCACCAUGAUAUCCACGUUCCUGAGGCCGGCGAUAUCGACAAGAACCUGAAGGAUAUCGGCCAGCACCUCAAGAGCUUCAAUGACACCUUGGGCUCUCUCCAGUCUCUCGGUAUCCACCAUGACACCCCGCUGCCAGAACUCAUACUCGUCGGCGACCAGUCCUCGGGCAAGUCCAGCCUCAUGUCCGCCAUCUCCCAGAUCAUCCUCCCCCGGAGCGACGGCGUUUGUACCCGCUGCCCCGUCCAUAUCCGCCUCUCGAGUGACACCACAUGGCGCUGCCGCGUUUCCCUCCAGCAGGACUUUGCCUAUCGUCCGCCAAAUGACGAGCCCAUCACCGAGGCCGACGUCACAGAGCACAACCCUUUCCCUCCUUGGGUGAAGCAGACGAGGGAUACCAAGGAAUUCAAAAUGAUCUACAACAAAACAGAUCCCAUCGACGAGAUAGUCCGGUGGGCCCAGAUCGCCAUCCUCAACCACAACAGGAACUACACCCAGUAUGUGCCCAAGGACUGGGACCUGCGCUCUGCCGACGAGAAGGAGCCAGAGUACGAGGCCCGCCGUCUCGCCGAAGCCGAGCGCACCACCGAGGCCAAGUUCAGCCCAAACACGGUGGCCAUCGAGGUCAAGGGCCCGGGCCUGCCCGAUCUCUCCUUCUACGACAUGCCUGGCGUCUUCCGCAACGCAAAGCACGAGGAGGAUCAGUUCUUGGUCAAGGUCGUUGAGAAUCUGGUCCGCGAGUACAUCUCUCACGAGAAGGCCAUCAUCCUGUGGGCAGUGCCCAUGAACCACGACCCCGAGACAUCAUCGACAUACGCCCUCAUCCGGAAUGUCCGCGCUCAGCAACGUACCAUCGGCGUCAUGACCAAGGCCGACCUGCUCCCACGUGGCGGCCACCACCAGUGGCUGGAGAUGCUAGCCGGUCAGCAGCAUCAAGUCGGCCGCGGGUAUUUCAUCACCUCCAGAGCGCCCCCGUCGUUCCAGAAUGGCGACGAGCAUGAGCUGCAGCGUCGAGACCGUCAGAGCCUCAGGGACGAGCACGCGGCCGAGGAGGCCUUCUUCAACCGUGCAACAGGCAGCUGGCCGGAGGAGUUCCGACAAUUCGAUGACCGCUGCGGUAUUGACCAGCUUGUCAAGUUUCUCGCCCAGUCACUCGCCCAGGAGUUCGCCAGGAACCUGCCCGACCUCGAGAGGAAGCUGCAGAAGAAGCUUACCAGCGCCAAGGAGCAGCUGGCCCGUCUGCCCGACAUGCCCGCGAACCCCGAGUACGAGGUGCGCAGGAGCCUGCUCAAGUUCACCCAGCAAUUCCAAGCGCGCCUCAAGAGCAAGGCGUUUCUCUCCUCCUGGGCAAAGAUCGCCGAGACCUUCAGGAUAAAGGUGCUCGAUCUCAAGCCGCGCUACCGGGUGAUGCCCGAAGGGUUCGCUAUCGAACGGCCCCUCGGCUCGGGCGCCAGCGACAGGGACUCGGUCUUCAGUGCCAACAACUCCCCGAGCCUGUCUGUGAAGCGCAACCGGCAGGUGUAUGAUCUUACUAAUGACAACGUAUCUACACCAUCCGCCCAGCGCCGCAGGGGCGAGAACGGCCCCAUAAAGGUCGAGGAGCAAAACGGCUCCUUCGCGCACGACAUGCCGAUGCAGACACCUGGCAACGCGCCUGGGCCAUCGUCGGAUACAGGCGGUAGGGUUCCCAGUAAGACCCUGGCCCAGAUCCGCAACCUGAUCAGGUCCGAGCGAGAGGCUGGAAAGCCCGGCGAAGUGCCGUACGACGUGAUCGAAAAGCUGUGUGUCGAAGCGGUGGCCACCUGGGAGGGGCCCCUGCACAAGUUCCUGGACCACACCAUGACCCACCUUCGCCGAGAGCUCGAUGCCUCCCUGAACGAGUCGUUCAAGGACUUGCAGAAGCGACAGGUAUACCGUGAUGCCAAGCGGCUGACGGUGGAGUGGCUCAAGGGUCACAAGCAGCGCAUCUUCGAGUACCUCCACAGGAAUUACAAGAUGGAGACUGCGCAGGUCUACACCACAGACGAUGAAUCCUUCCAGCGACACCGAGGCCAUGAGACGCAGAUGCUGCGCCGCACCCGGCACUUUUACCGCUGGAAGGCCUACAACAACGACCCCUCCCCGGAGAAGCUGGAGGACUGGGGCAAGCUGAGCGCCGAGGCGCGCCGGAACGAGGAGCAGCGGAUCCAGAAGGAGGAGCUCAAGCUCGGCGACGACGAGUACUCGACCGAGCUGGACGUGGCCGCCCGCGUCAGGGGCUACUACCUGACGGCGGCCAUGCGCUUCAUCGACGUGACCGCGAUGCAGCUGACGUCGGGCCUGUUCCCGGAGCUGAACAACGACAUCGAGAUGCACCUCGACAAGGCGAUGGGCCUGGCGGGGGGACCCGUGCCGUACGACCCGGACGUGUUCGUGCGCCUCAUGGAGGAGGAGCCCAGCACCGCGGCCAAGCGGUCGAACCUCAAGGCGUCCGUGCUGCGGUUCAACCGCGCCGUGGAGGAGAUCCAGGACCUCAACCAGACCGUCAUGCGCGCUUCGGCUAACGCGCCGCAGCAGCAGGUGCUGGUGCAGGACCUCGAGAUGGAGGACGCCGAGGGCGAGGACAUGUACGAUGGUGACUGAGCCACACCACACGGAGAGAGGGGUUUCCAUGUUGCGGUAUGCAUCAUGACAUGCGCUGCUUUGGUGGUAGACGCGCACCAUCUCAUCAGUAGCUGCUCGUGGACUAAAAUCAGAGGUGCAAGUUUAUUUUUGUUGAAGGCAGGCCUGUGGAUGUCCGGUGUGUCGAUUCGAUUUCCAAAUCCACUGUGGGGUUUGGCAUUGGGUGGAUGCCGAUUUCUUGUCGGAAGAACGGCGACAUCACGGUGAAAAUGGCUUUUGUAAAAGUUUAGAUGGACCCGAUAGUUACUGCGACGAAUUGAAUACAGCCCCCUAUUCAGUA